Molecule: messenger RNA, 4683 nt
Organism: Pteropus alecto (black flying fox)
Lineage: Eukaryota; Metazoa; Chordata; Mammalia; Chiroptera; Pteropodidae
Gene: DISP1
Product: dispatched RND transporter family member 1
Exons: 8
Coding region: 105-4661 (1518 amino acids)
Cellular component (GO): membrane
Source: RefSeq, a predicted model, not a curated record
AUGUUAUUUUAUUGUGUUUCAGGAUUCUACACUGAUCCCUAAUUUUGACUAAAUUGGAUUAAGUGAAGUGAGUUACACGUCUUUGAGGGUCGAGAAGUUGGAGCAUGGCUAUGAGCGAUGGGAACAAUGACUUUGCGGUUCUGAGCAGCGGCAGCGUCGCAGCCAGCGCUCCCAGCGCCAGUCCCCCGGCCCCCCGUGACGGAGACCUUGCAGCCCAGCAGCUCACACCCAAAGAUGCACCAAAGACGAAAGCGAGUCCAAAUGGAUGCCUGCAAGCGAACGGCACGGUCACGCCAUCCUUCCCGCCUUCGGACAACCAAAGAACGCCUCAGACGUUAGCCCAGCGCUGCGCCCCCUGCGCGUACCCCCGUCCUGUGACGAGCCAGCACGGUCACCCAGAGCGCCACCCCGAGGCCGGCUCCGCCCCGGCCUCUGCUCUGGCCUCGUGUGGCAUGCACGCGGAGUACUCCGGGUCCUUGUGCCCGCACCACGCCCCUGUCUAUCAGACCGCGUGCUGCCUGCAGCCGUCCGCCGCCUUCUGCCUGCACCAGCCAUGGCCCGGCCACUUCCCGCACCAGCCCGUGCAGCAGCACGUGGCCAGCCUAAGACCAUCCAGACCUUUCAAGUUACCAAAAAGUUACGCAGCCUUGAUCGCCGACUGGCCCGUGGUGGUUCUGGGCCUGUGCACCGUGCUCAUCGUGGUCUGUGCCUUGGUUGGCGUGCUGGUGCCCGAGCUCCCAGAUUUUUCCGAUCCGUUGCUGGGUUUUGAACCAAGAGGGACUACCAUAGGCCAGAGACUGGUCACGUGGAACAACAUGGUGAAAAAUACGGGAUACAAAGCGACACUAGCCAAUUACCCCUUUAAAUAUGCAGAUGAGCAAGCCAAAAGCCACCGAGACGAUCGAUGGUCAGACGAUCAUCAUGAAAGAGAGAGAAGAGAGGUCGACUGGAACUUCCACAAAGACAGCUUUUUCUGCGACGUUCCGGGCGACCGAUAUUCCAGAGUGGUGUUCACCUCGGCUGGAGGGGAGACACUGUGGAACUUGCCGGCCAUUAAAUCCAUGUGCAAUAUAGACGACUCGAGGAUCAGGUCUCACCCCCAGUUUGGCAGCCUCUGCCAGCGGACCACCGCGGCCUCCUGCUGCCCCAGCUGGACCCUGGGGAACUACAUCGCCAUCCUGAACAAUCGAUCGUCCUGCCAGAAGAUCGUCGAGCGAGACGUGUCUCAUACCCUGAAGCUGCUCCGGACCUGUGCCAAAUACUACCAGAACGGCACUCUGGGGCCGGACUGCUGGGACAUGGCGGCCAGGAGGAAGGACCAGCUCAAGUGCACCAGCGUGCCGCGCAAGUGCACCAAGCACAACGCCGUGUACCAGAUCCUGCACUACCUGGUCGACAAGGACUUCCUGAGCCCGAGGGCGGCCGACGCCGCCGCGCCGGCGCUGAGGUACAGUAUGCUUUUCUCUCCCACCGAGAAGGGGGAGAGCAUGAUGGACAUUUACCUGGACAACUUCGAGCGCUGGAACUCUUCCGACGGCGUCACCACCGUCGCCGGGAUCGAGUUCGGCAUCAAACACAGCUUGUUUCAGGAUUACCUCCUGACGGAUACGGCGUACCCCGCCAUCGCCAUCGUGAUCGUCCUUCUGGUCAUGUGCGUCUACACCAAGUCCAUGUUCAUCACGCUCAUGACCAUGUUCGCGAUCAUCAGCUCCUUGAUCGUCUCCUACUUUCUCUAUCGCGUGGUCUUUAACUUCGAAUUCUUCCCCUUCAUGAACCUCACCGCGCUCAUCAUUCUGGUCGGCAUCGGCGCGGACGACGCCUUCGUCCUGUGCGACGUCUGGAACCACACCAAGUUCGACAAGCCCCGCGCCGAGACCGCCGAAACCGUGAGCGUCACCUUGCAACACGCGGCCCUGUCCAUGUUCGUCACCAGUUUCACCACGGCCGCCGCCUUUUACGCGAACUACGUCAGCAACAUCACCGCCAUCAGGUGCUUCGGCGUGUAUGCGGGGACGGCUAUAUUGGUGAAUUACGUCCUCAUGGUCACCUGGCUCCCGGCGGUCGUGGUGCUUCAUGAGCGCUACCUUCUCAAUCUGUUCACUUGCUUCAGAAGGCCCCAGCAGCAGCUCUACAGGAACAAGGCCUGCUGGACGGUCGCCUGCCAGAAGUGCCGCAAAGUGCUGUUCGCCAUUUCGGAGGCGUCUCGCAUCUUUUUCGAAAAAGUGCUGCCGUGCAUCGUCAUCAAGUUCCGCUACCUCUGGCUGUGCUGGUUCCUCGCCUUGACCGUGGGCGGGGCCUACAUCGUGUGCGUCAAUCCCAGGAUGAAGCUGCCCUCGCUGGAGCUGUCCGAGUUCCAGGUGUUCAGAGCGUCUCACCCCUUCGAACGGUACGACGCCGAGUACAAAAAGCUCUUCAUGUUCGAACGCGUCCGCCACGGAGAGGAGCUGCACAUGCCCAUCACGGUGAUCUGGGGCGUGUCCCCAGAAGACAACGGCAAUCCGCUGAACCCCAAGAGUAAAGGGAAGCUGACGUUAGACAGCAGUUUCAACGUCGCCAGCCCGGCUUCCCAGGUCUGGAUUCUGCACUUCUGCCAAAAGCUGAGAAAUCAGACGUUCUUCCUCCAGACGGAGGAGCAGGACUUCACCAGCUGCUUCAUCGAGACGUUCAAACGGUGGAUGGAGAACCAGGACUGCGACGAGCCCGCGCUCUACCCGUGCUGUAGCCGCUGGAGCUUCCCCUACAAGCAGGAGAUCUUCGAGCUGUGCAUCAAGAGAGCCAUCAUGGAGCUGGAGAGGAGCACGGGGUACCAUCUGGACAGCAAAACCCCAGGGCCGAGAUUCGACAUCAAUGACACCAUCAGGGCGGUGGUCCUGGAGUUCCAGAGCACCUACCUGUUCACGCUGGCCUACGAGAAGAUGCACGAGUUCUACAGGGAGGUGGACUCGUGGGUGUCCAGGGAGCUGAGGUCCGCGCCCGAGGGGCUCGGCAGCGGCUGGUUCGUCAGCAGCCUGGAGUUCUACGACCUGCAGGACAGCCUCUCCGACGGCACCCUCGUCGCCAUGGGGCUGUCCGUGGCCGUGGCCUUCAGCGUGAUGCUGCUCACCACCUGGAACGUCAUCAUCAGCCUCUACGCCAUCAUCUCCAUAGCCGGGACGAUAUUCGUGACGGUCGGUUCUCUCGUCCUGCUGGGCUGGGAGCUAAACGUCUUGGAGUCCGUCACCAUUUCCGUCGCGGUGGGCCUGUCCGUGGACUUCGCCGUCCACUACGGGGUCGCCUACCGCCUGGCCCCGGACGCCGACCGAGAAGGGAAGGUGAUCUUCUCCCUGAGUCGCAUGGGCUCUGCCAUCGCCAUGGCCGCCCUGACCACCUUCGUGGCCGGUGCCAUGAUGAUGCCGUCCACGGUCCUGGCGUACACGCAGCUGGGCACCUUCAUGAUGCUCAUCAUGUGUGUCAGCUGGGCCUUCGCCACCUUCUUUUUCCAGUGCGUGUGUCGGUGGCUCGGGCCGCAGGGCGCCUGCGGUCAGAUCCCUCUACCUAAGAAGCUCCAGUGCAGUGCCUUCUCCCACGCCUUGUCUGCCGGUCCCGGGGACAAGGGACCGAGCAAAACGCCUCCCCUGAACGCUUAUCACUUAGACCCCAGGGGCCAGAAAUCUGAAAUGGAGCAUGAGUUUUACGAAUUGGAGCCUCUGGCUUCCCGCAGCUGUGCAGCCUCCGAGAAGGCCGCUUACAAAGAGACCCACCUGUGCUCUGAGUUUUUCAACAGCCCGGCGAAGAAUGUCGUGAUGCCCGUGCCUGCGGCGUACAGCGGCGAGCUCGGCAAAGGCGCCCAAGACGACCCCAGCUCGGCCUUGUUACAGCCCUCUCUUGACCAGGACACUAUGUGUCACCUCUUCUCUCUGAAUCAGAGAUGUAGCUGCCCAAACGCCUACAGACGUUUGAGAUACGGCCCACACUCUUGCCAGCAGAUGGCUGACCGCGUGUGCCACCAGUGUCCCCCUACCACCAGCAGCUUUGUGCAUGUCCACAACGGCGUGACCCCUCUGAAGGCAGCUCGCCACGCCCCCGAGGGCUUCGCGCACCCCAUCCCGCACAUCCAGCACUGCGCGUGCCGACGGGGCGGAGCGAAGCCCCCUGCGGUGCAGAAUUCUCUGCCCAGGAGCUUUUUCCUACCCCCGGCGCAGCACGCGCAGGCCCAAGCGAGAGCCGGUCCGGCCAGCGCAGGGCCAUCGGCGUUUGCCUGCAGAAGCGGCGCGGCGUCUUUGCACAAAGCGUGUUGCGAGCCUAAGAUGAACAAAAGGGGACCCAGUGAAAACAGAGACCCCAGGACCCCGGAGGGCGACGCCGGGGCCGGAAUCAAGGACUGCACCUGGGCGAGCCAGCCCGGCAGGGCAGACGGGGCCCCCGAGCCCAGCUCGCCACAGACGCACGUCGCUGCGCACGCAGAAUGUUUAAAUCGGAGCGAGCCCAGAUUGACGGGGAACCAUCCGAUGGGGGAGGCUGGGUACGGGUCCUGCCCAAACAAUCCGCAAAGCUGUGGCGGGAUCGCGAGAGUCAGCUGCAGUUCUGUGGACUGUCAGAUGCCGGGCGCUGACGCCGACCCGCCCGCUGGACUCACGCACUCGGAACUUUCUGGGGAAAGCUUGUUGAUAAAAACACUUUAAUAAAUAGAGCAUUAAAUUCAGA